Sinocyclocheilus grahami is the source of this 510-nucleotide messenger RNA. It is a transcript of the gene cdr2a, whose product is annotated as cerebellar degeneration-related protein 2a. Bases 53 to 439 code for a protein of 128 amino acids. NCBI's taxonomy places the organism in Eukaryota, Metazoa, Chordata, Actinopteri, Cypriniformes, Cyprinidae. The transcript is spliced from 3 exons. The record is from RefSeq and is a predicted model, not a curated record.
ACAGAUCUCCAUUUGGCUGCUGAGCUGGGCAAGACUCUGUUGGACAGGAACCAUGAGCUGGAGCAGGGCCUUCAGCAGAAUGUACUCCACCAAUCACGAGCAGCUGCAGGAGAUUGAGUACCUGACCAAGCAGGUGGAUCUCCUGAGGCAGAUGAACGACCAGCAUGCCAAAGUUUAUGAGCAGCUGGACUCAGCAGCACGAGACCUGGAGAAAAGCAACCAAAGACAGGCGCAGGAGAACCGCACGGCCCAGCACAGGAUCCAGAGUCUGACCGAGACCACAGAUGGCUUGCAGACUCACAUGGAGGGUCUUCAGAAGCAGGUGGACGAGCUGAAGGCGUCUCGGUCCAAGAGAGAUCUGGCAGCUUCACACCGCAGCCUCGCUGCCCAAAGAAUGUCCUGUCUGAAAGAAAUCUAUGAUCUGCAACAAGACAAGUGAGUCUGGAGCCGAAUGACGCCAACAAAUCCCUAUCAUUCACAUCAACAGCACGCAAACACCCACGCACUCAU